This is a messenger RNA of Xiphias gladius (swordfish), 5313 nucleotides long. RefSeq names its product calcitonin receptor-like a (gene calcrla). Gene Ontology annotation, cellular component: plasma membrane. Gene Ontology annotation, molecular function: calcitonin gene-related peptide receptor activity; calcitonin receptor activity; adrenomedullin receptor activity. The transcript has 13 exons. Gene Ontology annotation, biological process: cell surface receptor signaling pathway; angiogenesis; adenylate cyclase-activating G protein-coupled receptor signaling pathway. The record is from RefSeq and is a predicted model, not a curated record. The coding region runs from base 141 to 1577 and encodes 478 amino acids. NCBI's taxonomy places the organism in Eukaryota, Metazoa, Chordata, Actinopteri, Istiophoriformes, Xiphiidae.
UCCGCCGUGCUUGGUCCUCUGCGCCGAAGCCGAGGACAGAAGAGACACCUUUGGGGACUGCCUUAAGAGUUCCAACCCCUGCGCUGCUGUUGGAUUUUAUUCUCUGCUCUGCAGCUGCUAAAUCACCCACCAACUCUGACAUGGCCAAGAAGAAGAUGGACAGCAUUGGGCAGAGUUGGAUGGUGGCACUCAUACUGCUCUGUCACCUAACAAAAUUUUUUGUGAAGGCAAGCCUGGAGGUCAAUGAAACCCAGCACCAGCAUCCAACCAAUGUCUACCAUGACAUGGGAUUGACCAGGAACAAGAUAGUAACUGCGCAGUUUGAGUGCUAUCAAAAGAUAAUGAAGGAUAAUACCUACAGCAGUCAAGAGCCCAUGUGUAAUCGCACUUGGGAUGGCUGGCUGUGUUGGGACGACACUAAGGCAGGAGUUAUGUCAGAGCAGCACUGCCCAGACUACUUCCAGGAUUUUGAUCCGUCAGAGAUGGUUACAAAGAUUUGCACUGACAGUGGUCAUUGGUUCCUGCAUCCUGAGAGCAACCGCACAUGGACCAAUUACACCCGCUGCAAUGAACACACCAAUGAAGGCAGAGUGACUGCAAUGAAUCUUUUAUAUUUAGCCCUCAUAGGACAUGGGCUGUCACUGACCUCCCUCUUCAUCUCCCUUGGAAUAUUCUUCCAUUUCAAGAGUUUGAGUUGCCAAAGGAUCACCCUUCACAAAAACCUCUUCUUUUCUUUUGUUCUGAACUCUGUCAUCACCAUCAUUUGGUUGACAGCAGUGGCAAACAACCAGGAGCUGGUGCAGAGGAAUCCAACGAGCUGUAAAGUGUCCCAGUUCAUUCAUCUGUACCUGUUUGGCUGCAAUUACUUCUGGAUGCUGUGUGAGGGAAUAUACCUACACACUCUCAUCGUGGUGGCCGUGUUUGCUGAGAAGCAGCACCUCAUGUGGUACUAUCUUCUGGGCUGGGGCUUUCCUCUCAUUCCGGCCUCCAUACAUGCUGUUGCUCGAAGUUACUACUACAAUGACAACUGUUGGAUAAGCUCCAAAACAUCGCUACUCUACAUCAUCCAUGGUCCCAUCUGUGCUGCUCUUUUGGUCAAUUUGUUCUUUCUGUUGAACAUCGUGCGGGUGCUCAUCACCAAACUGAAGGUGACCCAUCAAGCGGAGUCGAGUCUCUACAUGAAAGCAGUGAGAGCCACCCUUAUCCUGGUGCCUCUUCUGGGAAUUCAGUAUGUGCUACUUCCCUACAAGCCAGAAGGACGGGUCUCCUCUGAAAUAUAUGACUACAUCAUGCACAUACUAAUGCAUUACCAGGGUCUGCUGGUGGCCACCAUUUUCUGCUUUUUCAACGGAGAAGUCCAAGCAGUUCUGAGGAGGCACUGGAACCAGUAUAAUAUCCAGUUUGGAAGCAGCAUAGGAAACCACUCAGAUGCCCUGCGCUCAGCCUCCUACACGGCUUCCUCCAUCACAGAGGUGCAGGGCUGCUACAGCAUUGACAGCCACACAGAACACAUGAAUGGCAAGGGCUGCCAUGAGGCAGACGCUUCACUUUUCAAAUCAGACAGCCCCUUUGCCUGACAGCGACACUCCUCUCAAACUCUAUCCAUCCCAUCCCACAAUUAAAAACUGCAGCAUGUUUGGAGCUCCAUGGCAACCAGGAAACUUGCCUCUUCCUAAAGAUACAAUGUCAGAAGAAGUGAGAGAGGAAAAGGUCUGUAUACACAGGUUCUCACCCAACUGAAGGAAACUGUCACCUCUCUGUCACACCGACACAGGCCCUUUAACAGUACUGUAGGGUGAGCUCGAUACAGCUAUUCCAGCACCGUCUUUUGUCUAAAAUUUUCAACUGAACUGCUUCACUUGGACUAAGAUGCAUUCUGAUAAUCACAAUAUUGUUGCAAUCUCUCUGCCCAACAACAUUGUUUUUAAAUGGAUGAAUAUUAACUGCUUGACUAUCCUUUUUGGGUCAUGUCAUGCACAUAAUGCCUUUGGUUACACUGUAAAUUGUUUUGACAUGGUUAGUGCCAAACCUAGAAAUCCUGCCUGCCUCAUUUCUUUUAUAUUUUCAAUACAGAAUCAGAGCAGAGUCAGGACAUCUAACAGGUGCAUAAUAAUAUAUUACUGCUAUAUAAUAUCUUUCACAUUUUAAACUUAAUUUAUCAGAACAAAUUCUUGUUUAUUAAAUGAAAAUAGAAUAAAUACCACACAGUAUUUAUUAAAGCUGAAGCUAGAUAAAGUUGUGCUACAUUUUCUCAAAAUUUGUCAAUUAAAUACCAAUAUGACUUGUUGCCAGCUUCACUUAAACUUUAAAAUCAUUUCUUGUUUGUUUCAGUGUUUGUUUCUACGUGUACAGUUAAUGCAGAUGACGGUAGGAAUCAUACCAUUAGCUCGCACGCUUCAUCUUUGGGGAUUUUCAGAUGUCAUCAUGCUAAUGUUUUGAGCGUGUUUACUUUAAGUGAUCCUUACUGACACAUGUAUCCUUUAAACCACGUGGUAGGUUGUAACAUGAUAUUAUCACAGAGAAGCCAUCAUGAAAUCACAUGUACUCCAAAAUAUGCUCAUUAUACUUGAAUGUAACGGUUUAGUUUAAAGACCUGGCUCUGUUGAACAUAAAUGCAUCACAUUUCCAUUCACUGCUGUCUUUAGCCUUAUUCUAGUCAAAUUACUUGGAUAUAACUGAGAUGUAAGCAUGACUGGCAGUUCAGACCAAAAACAGCACUGUGUUAAAAAAUGAAGGGGGCUAGAUUAGUGAGGGCGUGCUGUUUCAGGUACUGGUGGGUAGAUUAAAUUUGAUACGUAAUAUUUCCCUCUGUUCGGUUAUGAACCAGUUCCUUCAUAGUGCAACUGCACUUUUAGAAAUGGGGGCGCAAGUCUAAAGUUCUCGUUCUUUGCAUAGAUGCUUUCUAAAAUUUCAGUCAAAGCUAAUAACAAUCACCCCAAUCAAGUGAGUAUUUUAAUCCCCUAUUUGGCUAAGGCGGACUGCCGAAGGCUCCUAUUAGCUUCAGCUGAGGAAAGAGUGUAGUUGUGCUAGAAAAGGAUCCUUCAAGAUCAAUGUGGGGAGGACAAACCUUCCUCAAAUUAAUACAUGAAACAAAACACUGUUUUCACAUCAUUUUUGUUUAUUUGAGUUUGGGCUGGCAUUCUUGUGUCAUCUCGUUGUGCGCUCUUCCUCUGCAACGGUUUAAUGGCACCUGACUAGAAAAUUAGUGCAACCAGUUAUCUCAACAAACGAACUUCUUAUCUUUGCAUAGUAGUAUGGGACAGAAACACGCAUUAAUUUCCAUUUUCUUUCGCUGAUUUUCUGGAAAUUUGUUUAAAAUUUGCAACACAUUCACAUUUACUGACACUUGUAGUACCACGAGGAAACAUUUGAAAGCUCUGGGAGGUUAUCACAGUGACAAUCGUUUUAUCCUCUUGCUUCGAUGAUUGGGAGGUAAACAGAAGACAAUGCUGCCUUGCAGUGGGGCAUAAGUUGAGUCAGGUUUAGCCUAUGUCUUUUUUUACCAGAGCCCUGUGUUUGGGCAACCCCCACGAAAACGCAAUGACCUCAUUUAAAUGAAUGAGAGAGCUACGUUUUUUCACAUAGUGCUGAUAUCAGUCUGAACAAAGCCUUAUUCAGAAGUACAUGUGACGUGAUUAUCAUGUCUCACAAAAAGCUGCGUGGAAAAUACUGCACAAAAACAAAAAACAAAACAUUCUUUUUAAAGCAUUUAGCUACACCAGGCUGUAUCCAGACCUGGUCAAUAAACGAUGCACUUUUUCACAGUUAUGUUGUCAUUUCACUCAUUCAAAUCCCCAAACCUUUAUUGUUUUUUUUCUUCAUUUUAGAACAUCCUUAACACAUUGUCCACAAUGCCGGGAACACGAGUCACUAUCAGCUGAUGUAAAUAAUUUUGUAAAUCUAUCAUUUCUGACAGGAGGACGAGUUGAACGUGUGACUGUGUGUAUGUGCCUGUGUGCAUGAUUUAUAUAUACAGUAUUUAUGAACACAUCAUACUCAAAAGCAUUCGACCAUGAAGCGACCAUCUUAUGUGACAGUGUGUGGGACAUUGAUAAAGAAGCUGUUUGUUCUGUGUUUUAAAAAAGGAGGGGUGGGAACUAACUGAGAGCUUUCGACAAGCUACUGUAUUUGUCUGUCCAUAUUAUUUGUCAUCAUCUUUGGUAUAUUCUGUCAACUUUCUAUUUUGCCUGUAUUUGAAAGUGAAGAAAGAGAAGUACCACUAUCUUCUGUGUAAGUUAUUCAUGUCAUAUUAUCACCAGUCAGACAAAAAUAUGUUUCAUGAAACAAAUAGUGUAAGUCUAAUAUGUGAAGACUCACAUACAACCUUCCAAAGGGCAUGUUUUCUUUGCUAUUUCAAUAGAGUAUUGAAAACAAAUAUGUACAUAUUGUUUCGUAAUUUUCCUUGUUUAUUGUUUUUUUUUCUUUCUAUUUUGUGUGUGUUUGAAAUGGAUAAUCUGUUGGUGCCAAUUUUUUUUUUUUUUUUUCAGAUGCACAAUCCAAAAUUACUAUUUUUGAACAAGGAGUGUUUGGAUGAGUCACUCUUCACACUGCUGGCUUUUAAUCUUUUUAUGAUAACUUUUGAACAUCUCCAUUUUCUCAACAGUCUUUAAAUCAACUGUGAGAACUUUAAGCACUUGAGUCUAAACAGAACAGCAAAAGUGACAUAUUUCUACGAAAGGUAUAUAUUAUUUUCACCUAUGAAAAAGCAUUCUUGGCUGCCAGUGUUUGAGGUGAAGGGUUAGUUUCAGACAGAAAUAUAAGCAAGAGGUAUUAUGAAAUCAAGCUGCGAUAUCACAAAUACAGUCUGUACUUUUUUUAUCACAGAUCUGCGGGACAGUUUCUCACUUUAAUCAUAAACUGUACAGCCUACAUUUAUGGCUGUCAGUACUGCUUUGCAACAAGUGAUUAAUGUGCAAUGACGGCAUCUGAAGCCUUCAGACAUCAAGUUAUUUACUAUGUAGUGAUGCAUCGUAAUAAUUUAUGAAUCUACACUAAUUUCAUCACAACGUGUGGAAAAGCCAGAGACUUUUGGCUAAUGUAGUAAAUCCUGUGUACCGUUUAAGUUGUGUUUUUGUACGUGUGGAUUCCUUCAUAUGACUCUCCAAAGGGUUUGUGAAGACCCCAGUGACACUUUGGAAUAAUGUUGUAAAGUAUGACAAAAGCAUUGAGGACAAUGUCUGUAGUUUUUCUUUAUACUGUACUGUAUUUAACUUUUUUAGUCUUGACACAUUGACUCCACACUGCUGUUUGAAUGUAACUUUGGGUUUUUUAUUCUUUGGAUGUGAAACACACACACACACACACACACACACA